Molecule: messenger RNA, 2299 nt
Organism: Rosa chinensis
Lineage: Eukaryota; Viridiplantae; Streptophyta; Magnoliopsida; Rosales; Rosaceae
Product: protein EFFECTOR OF TRANSCRIPTION 2
Exons: 3
Coding region: 230-1921 (563 amino acids)
Biological process (GO): regulation of DNA-templated transcription
Molecular function (GO): DNA binding
Source: RefSeq, a predicted model, not a curated record
UCUAUCUCUUUUAUUUUUGUUUGGUCAGAUUCUUCCUCUCUAUUUGCCGGAAAAAAAAAAAAAAAAGAUUCUUCCUCUAGCGAAGCUAGCUAGUCGUGAGAGUGGUACUUGCAGUCUCUUCCACCAUUCAUUUAUAAGUUACGUACUGCAUGACAGUGUAUAAAUUUCUAAACGGAUGCCAUGAGCACACAUUGAGUUCAUCAUAGGGCUUACUCUUCAAGAAAAAGACAUGCCGCUAAUACUCGAACUCGAAGAUGAAGAAUCUCCAAUGGUGGCGGGUCAAGUCUUGACCCUUGCUGUCCAAAGUCCAACGUUGAAGAGGGAAGAACGCAAGCGCUUACAGCACGGCCCCCAUUUCUCCAAAUGGAAGGUUCUUGUUGCGCCUGGAAAGGAUGGAGCUGAAAGGUACAGAGUUCAAAACCUGCCUGGAAACGAGAGCCCAGGAGUGUAUGAACUCGGAGUUGCUGUUCCGCCCAGUGGUUCAGGCCGUGGGAUUAAAGCGGAUCAAAUAGUCCCGGUUUAUGUUGGACAAGCUGAUAGUGCGAGGACAAGGCUUCAGCAGUAUGGCCGGACAGGGGCUCAUUUGGGGAGGUCAUGCUCAGGGAAUCCGAGUGAGCAAAUCUGUAAGGGGCCCGGAUUGAUUGAGGAGAUGCUGGAAAGUGGAUACUCCAUUGUGUAUAGAUGGGCUCCUAUGGGAACCAAAAGUGAGGCGGAGAGAACAGAAAGACAGCUGCUUGACACACAUGAUUAUGCGUGGAACACAAGGAUCAAUGGUGCACGGCGCCGUGAUGAUGUCCUUCAGAAACUCAAGGAAAUUCCCUCAAAACUUACCCGAUUUACUAAUAUUGUCCCGAGGCCUCUACCUUCCAGACAGAAGCAAGUCGGUAUUAGAAUUAACUCCAGCAAUCUGGUUUCAACAGAGGACAAGUUCAGUAACUAUGCUGAUAGGGAGAGCAGGAAUCUCAUACCCCAAGUUUUCAAGUUUGGCAGAUCACAGCCUAGGUUAGUUUUGGAUGGAAGUGGGAUUACUUGGGAAGAUACUAUAAUUUGUGGGGUGGCUGUUGGUGAUGGGUCCAUAUGUAGAAAGGCACCAGUUCAAGGAAGAAAGAGGUGUGCUGAACACAAAGGGACAAGGAUUACUGAAUCGAUUACAGCUAGCAAUGCCGACUCAAAAAGCAGUUUUAUCGGCACCAGAGAGUUGAUUUCAUAUAAAAGUGGCAUUACUCAGGAGAACACUGAAAUUUGUGGGGUGGUUACAGGUAAUGGGUCUACUUGUAGAAGGCCUCCAGUUCCAGGAAGAGUGAGGUGUGCUGAACACAAAGGGAUGAGGAUUACUGGAUCGACUACAGCUAGCAGUGCCGACUCAAAAAGCAGUUUUAUCGGCACCAGAGAGUUGAUUUCAUAUAAAAGUGGCAUUACUCAGGAGAACACUGAAAUUUGUGGGGUGGUUACAGGUAAUGGGUCUACUUGUAGAAGGCCUCCAGUUACAGGAAGAGUGAGAUGUGCUGAACACAAAGGGAUGAGGAUUACUGGAUCGACUACAGCUAGCAAUGCCGACUCAAAAAGCAGUUUUAUCGGCACCAGAGAGUUGAUUUCAUAUAAAAGUGGCAUUACUCAGGAGAACACUGAAAUUUGUGGGGUGGUUACAGGUAAUGGGUCUACUUGUAGAAGGCCUCCAGUUCCAGGAAGAGUGAGGUGUGCUGAACACAAAGGGAUGAGGAUUACUGGAUCGACUACAGCUAGCAAUGUAGACUCAAGAUGCAGUUUUAUCAGCAACAGAGAGUUUGUUUCAUAUGAAAGUGGCAUUACUUGGGAAAACACUGGAAUUUGUGGGGCACGUACAAAUACUGGGUCUGCUUGUAGAAGGCCUCCAGUUCAAGGAAGACAGAGGUGUGCUGUACACAAAGGGAGGAGGAUUUAAUUAUAGUUAGGAAUCAGAUAAGAAUGUGGAUUCAAAAUGCAGUGUUCUCAGCAACAAAGAGCUUGAUAGUCAUGGUGCAUCAAAUGUGAAAUAUGAACCGGUAGAGCUUCCACCAGUUCAUGUUAGUGAGGUGUGAUGAGCACAAAGGGAGAGGGAUCCAGAAAUCCAAUUGUAAGUUGGUGAAAGAAGAAAAGGUCGAAAUGUGUGCUAAUUUACAGAGCUGUUCUAUACUAUAGUGUGUGAUUUAUAGUUUCAUGCUUAUGUUGUAGCAUUCAGCCUUAAUCUGUAUGAUAGCCUUUUAAGUUAUUGUUGUACCCUGUAGAAAUUGGGUUGUAUCAUGUACUCUCUAACGUAUUUUAGUUACUAUCUUGUUGUAUU